AUGUCUAUCAUUAUUUUAUACAAAGACCAAUGCGAGAGUGGUAACUUCUACAACUACACCGGAGAGAUCUUAAGCGAUGGUUAUCCCAAUGAACUUCCAAGUCGACUCUACUGCUUCCAUUUAAUUCGGAUCCAUGGAGCUGAGACAAUCAACAUUACCUUCGCCGAUGUUCAUUCCAGCGUUUCAACAAGUAAUCUAGUAUCCCUCGGAUACGGAUAUGAAAUUCCUUCACCCGUUAUCCACAGCAGCCCCGAUGUUGUUUGGGAUUCUAGUAUGGAUGUUCCCACUCCGUUAGUUUUCAAUAGUUCUGCAGCCUGGAUUAUGGUGAAAACACAUGAUUCAUUGGGUCUGAGAUAUAAUCUGACAAUAAGUGCUGAUGGUAAUAACUGCAUUGAUAUCCAAUGCCCGGUGGGAAAAUGCAAUAAUGUCAUAAGAGAUUAUACAUGCCCAUGUUACCGCACGUGUCACAACGGAGGCGUAUGCAACUUACACGGGGAAUGUGACUGUCCACAAAACAUAUCGACGGGGGAAAGUUGUCAAUAUGUUCUUUGUAGAAUUCCUGACUAUCCGGCUCAUCUGAUCGGGUUGACGGCUAAUUGCUCUUCACAAGCGCUUAUUUACCAAGACGGUAAAUGCAGUUUCACAUGCGAGGAUGGCUUCAAACGAGUGGGUGAACCUGUUGUAAGAUGUUUAGAAAAUGGAAACCUAAAUACUUCUCUACCUAGUUGCCAUGUUGCAUGUGAUGUCCCAUUGCCACCGGAGUUCUUAGUUUCGAUAGAGGGUAAUUGCUUGGACGAGGAUCGCGUGGUACUGGAGGGACAAACGUGUACCUUUGGAUGCCAGGAGGGGUACAUGCUGAUUGGAGAAUCUUCUCUGACGUGUGGAUCAGAUGGUGGAUCGCUAUCUCUCCCUGAGUGCCAAGUGGUUGUUUGCGAUAUACCAGUCCUACCAUCUAAUCUCAGGAGUAGGCCUAUCGAUAUUGGAUGCCAAGGCUUAUCGACUAUCGAAUAUAAUAUUACGUGCGAAUAUUACUGCCAGGCCGGCUACAUCCUCAGUGGUAUGGAUCAAAUAUCCUGCAAUGCCAAGGGACAAUUGACUGGGAAUCUGCCUAAUUGUGAAGAACUUCCGAAUGAUGAUGAUAAUGAUGAUGAUAACGACGGCGACACAAGUCCUGAAUAUGUCGACACCACGGACGACGUAAACAAUGAUGACGACGAAAUAACGACAACAGAACCUUCAACAAUGGGGUCGACAGAAAGCACCACGAGUUAUGCGGGUUUGACGACGAUGGAGGUCGUGAUGAUUGCCGGUGCUGUCCUGGGAUUCAUUUUCAUUAUUAAUGUGGUAAUCAUCACUCUCUGCUGUAAGCCAAACUGCUGUCGAAGUGGUAAAGAAGAACGGGAACAACCACCAAUGCCGAUAGAUUCCAUUAACGUGCCGAUUGUAAAUGAAAAUCGUUAUGGACCCGGUCCACCUGCUGAUGCGCUGACAGCAGAUGAAACGCCGUCGUCUUCCGAAAAGUACGAUAAAUAUAAAUUCCCGGUAGGACGACUUCGCGGGCUUCACCUAGCAAACAAUCUCAUUGGCGGCGGCUCGUUCGGUCAAGUUUACCGCGUCGAAGCGGUUGGGAUCAUUGACGGUCAAGACAGGACUACAGUCGCGGUAAAGACGCUUCGAGAUUCGCCCUCAGACCUUGAAAAGGAUAAUUUCUCGAAUGAACUUGAGAUGAUGAAAGAUAUACCUCCUCAUCCAAAUAUCAUCAAGCUACUUGGGUACAGCACAGCUGAAGACGGCUCUACCUACAUUAUAAUGGAAUAUUGUCCCAAUCAGAGCCUGCGACAUUGUCUAAUGCAGCUGUCUAAAGAGAAUCGGCGGCAGGACGUCUGCGUGUCAUCAGAACAACUUCUUCGCUUCGGUGUACAAAUCGCCGGUGCUAUGGAAUUCAUUGCUCAAAAACAGAUUGUCCAUCGGGACCUAGCGGCACGGAACAUCCUUUUAGGGUUGAGGCUCGAGUGUAAGGUGGCCGACUUUGGUCUGGCGAGGAGUAUGAAUGAAGAUGAGGAAUACAUUAUGAUGUCAAGGAGCCGAAUGCCCAUUCGAUGGAUGGCGCCUGAAUCUCUUUAUCGUGACGUGUACUCAACGAAGAGUGAUGUUUGGUCUUUUGCUGUAGUCAUGUGGGAAAUCUUGACACUUGGUGCACGCCCUUACACCGGGAUGGACAUCCAACAAGUGAAGAUGGCAGUAAAUAUGGGAUACCGAUUGCCUAAUCCCGAACAUUGUAGCCAGGAUUUAUAUAACUUGAUGCUAGAAUGCUGGAUAGGCAACCCCGUGGGAAGACCGACGUUUGGCCAAAUAAAAGUACGACUAGACGAUAUGCUGAUGACCCCAAAUGCCAACAUCGUAAUGGACAAGUUUGACGGCACUGACUACGAUUACAUGCCGAUGUCUGCUCUCGUUGAUGACGUCGACAUGAACGCCAUGUCGCCCACGGAUACGACUCCCGACUUUAAUACGCAUGGUCUAUAUAAGAUACCAUGUGAGCCGUGAUUCUAUACGUAUAUAAAUGAAACUUGUGACUUUCGUGACUUUCUAACGAUCAUCCAUUUUAAUUUAUUCUCUUUAUUAAGUCAUACACACACUGCAAAAACUCCGGUGUUGAUUUAACACC
Lytechinus variegatus (green sea urchin) is the source of this 2668-nucleotide messenger RNA. RefSeq lists its product as uncharacterized. Gene Ontology annotation, cellular component: signaling receptor complex. The record is from RefSeq and is a predicted model, not a curated record. Gene Ontology annotation, molecular function: transmembrane receptor protein tyrosine kinase activity; ATP binding. The coding region runs from base 1 to 2547 and encodes 848 amino acids. Gene Ontology annotation, biological process: protein phosphorylation; cell surface receptor protein tyrosine kinase signaling pathway; multicellular organism development. Lineage: Eukaryota; Metazoa; Echinodermata; Echinoidea; Temnopleuroida; Toxopneustidae. The transcript has 15 exons.